Molecule: messenger RNA, 1865 nt
Organism: Paramecium pentaurelia
Lineage: Eukaryota; Ciliophora; Oligohymenophorea; Peniculida; Parameciidae
Source: the annotation of a GenBank genome assembly
AUGUCAGAUAAUCUUUAAGUGAAAUAUAGAAGAAGAAAUUCACCUUAAGAAGGCGAAUAGGAUUUUACUUAAAGACAAGAAAAUAAAUAUAAUAAAAUUCAAAGGUAUAUAAUUAUGAGUAAAAAGAAAUGAUUUGUAAGCUUAUGUUUAAUAACCGAAAAUCAAACGUAAUAGAGAUGAUUAGAUAGAAGAUCCUUAAGAAGAUGAUGAUGAGAAUUAAUCUGAUAAAUUUGGUGGCUUCGUAUUCACAAAAACCAAAAGUAUGCUUUUUCUAUUAUUUAAUUAGAUGAACCCAAAAAAUAAUACAUCUAUGAGCCAAAAAAAUAAUAGCCAUCUUAAUAAGAAAAGAAAGAAUAUUAACCAAAAAAAGAUUAACAACCUAAGAAAAAGCCUGAAAAGAAAAGCAAUAAGUUUUAGCAAUAAUCAUAACAAUAGUACAAAUAUAUUGUAAUAAAUUAGAAAAGAAAUAUCUAUCUAAUAAUUAGGUGAAUUAGAAAAACUACAAUAACAUCUAAUUAAUUGUGGCAUUUCUAUUACUUAGGAUUAGGAAAAUAGUCAUUCUGAUCUUGUCCUACCUCCUGAUUUUAAUAAACCAUUAUCAAUUCCAAGUAAACCAAUAGUAGCACCUCCUCCAGGUUUAGUAGAUAAAGAUAAAUCUUCUGAUUUUGUUGACAUCUUAAAUCAAUUAUAAGAUAAUGAUUCAGAUGGCUAAAUGAAUUAUGAUUAACAUUUUUCAUCUUCAGUUCUUACUAGAGGAGCCUUUCCUAUUUAGACAUAAACAUCAAAUUAAUUUAAUAAUUAAAAACCUAUCCCUAACAAUAAUCAAAAUUUUCCAAAUAAUUCUAAUGAUUAGAAAAAUAAGGAAAAAAAGAAAAAAAAUAAGAAGAAAAAACCUAAAAAUAAUAAAAAUUAAUUGGAUAUGCCUAUGAUGAAUAAUUAACCAGACUUUAUGAAUUAAAAUUCUGCUGAAAUCUUUGAUCCAUUUAAAGUUGCUCCAUUUUCAUUUCCUUAAUAAUAAAUGGGUAGAAAUAAUUUACCUGAUCCUCUCAAUAUUUCAGGACCAACAUUCACAACUCCUUUAGGAUUUGCACCUCCUGGAAUGAUGGGUUUGGGUCCAUAAAUUGCUCCAUUUAAUUCUAAUCUUUUAGGAGCACCAUAAUCUUUAGGAUUUCCUCCUGGUCCUUCUUUGGGUAUGGAUCCUUUAGAACCAACAUUUCCAAUGGGACCCAAUAUAGGACCUAUGAGAAUGAAUCAAAUGAUGCCUCCAAAAUAUAAUUAGAUGCCAAAUAUGGCUCAAAUGCCUAUGCCUAUGUAAAUGGCACCUCCUCCUUAAAUGAAAAAGUAAUCUAAUAAAAAUCAUAUGAUGAUGCAAUCUCCUCCCAAUUAAUUUGAUGGUUAGGUAUUUUGUCCUCCUAUGAUGCCUCCACCCAUGGGUAAUCAUUUUUCAGAUUUUCCUCCAACAAUGCCUAUGGGAUAAUAGUUCCCUCCUAAUUUAAUGAAUUCUGGACCUAUUUUAGGAAUGCCUCCAAUGAUGCCAUUUGGUGAUGAUUUUGAUUAAAAUUGGAUGCCAAAUGAUGGGAUGAUAUAAAUGCCUAAUUAGAUGUAAGUAUUUUCUAAUUAAAACUUCUAAAAUCUAUCCUAAAUCUAACAUCCAGAUUCAUAUAUGUAAGAAUCUGAAAAUUAUAUGUCUUAAACUAAAAAGAUGAAUGAAAUAAAAAAUGGAAAUGGUAAUAAUAUUGAUCAAAUCAAUUAAUAAUUUUAAAAUACUGAUGGCUAACCAAAAUAAAGAAAGUAAUUAUUUAUCCAUUUAUUUUUUAGAAAAUUAAACUUAAAUUCUAAACCAUUUUAUCCAGUAAAUCCUUGAC